AUGUCAGGUAACGCUUUACUGGCAGGUUCAGCUGGAAUUCGGUCACCAAUUAUAGUGAAUUGGGCUACCGUGUCUUCCUCGGGUAAUACUACAAUACUUGCUAUGGUUAUACGACUAUCUUGGUACUCUUCCGAAGGAGAUCUUGCUCAUUUGGUGCAACCCUAUGUCAGCGAGUACAGUCAUGUUUCUCAUCAACAGGCAUGCGAUGCUGUUAUGGGUGCUGCUACGACUCGGAAGAGCCAUCAGCGGAAACAUAUCCGAUGCUACAACGUCUAUGGUCUGGCCACGGGCUUGAGUGAUGGUUCUCUGGAGACGACAUUGAGCAUACUAGUCGGUUGUGGAGUCACUCUCCAGCACAAUACUGCUGCUCUUAUUGGACGGAUAUAUAGUCGCUAUAACGAUAGUGACGACAUGGCAUCAUGUGCUCGAGUCACGGAGGGAUUAUACACUUCCUGUGAACUAUCUGUACAGCGACGUCAGUACUCUAGCUCGUCUACUCAAACGAUCAUCAUUGACCAAUGCAUCCAAAAGGCAUCGUAUGCGGCGAAGCUCUGGUUAACCAACCUCGGGCCUUUUGUGGGAUUGGCUCCUAACUUGGUGGUAAACCACCUGGUCCUCAACCUCAAAUCGUACUCGCACCGCGAUAAUGGCUUAAAUACGUCCCGUGACUAUCCGCACUCCGAGCUCCAGUUUGCUCGCAACCGUGUUCUUGGAAACAUUGGAGGUCCACUCGUCUUCGAUCAAGACAUAAAUUCCCUCAUUGAGAACGACAUCACAGCCACUGAAUGUGACGCUGGAAUUCCACUUCACAAUAUGGACAUUGACACUUCAGUUGAACAAAGACAUGAAUGUCACGAGGAAAUUGCUGAAGUCAUUCGGACUGCACAAAUGGAGAAUUCAGGAGCAUCGCAUCUGUUUAGGCUUCAGCCCCGUUGCCUUGCCGAAUUACGACACGCUGAGAUCUCUUCAGAGCUCCUUUAUGUCGACUUCAAACGAAUACCUGAUAACUACUAG
This is a messenger RNA of Stereum hirsutum FP-91666 SS1, 1014 nucleotides long. RefSeq lists its product as uncharacterized. The record is from RefSeq and is a predicted model, not a curated record. The transcript is spliced from 10 exons. The coding region runs from base 1 to 1014 and encodes 337 amino acids. NCBI's taxonomy places the organism in Eukaryota, Fungi, Basidiomycota, Agaricomycetes, Russulales, Stereaceae.